Synchytrium microbalum is the source of this 1965-nucleotide messenger RNA. RefSeq lists its product as uncharacterized. The transcript is spliced from 7 exons. NCBI's taxonomy places the organism in Eukaryota, Fungi, Chytridiomycota, Chytridiomycetes, Synchytriales, Synchytriaceae. Gene Ontology annotation, biological process: lipid metabolic process. The coding region runs from base 1 to 1965 and encodes 654 amino acids. The record is from RefSeq and is a predicted model, not a curated record.
AUGACUGAGACAAUGGACGUGGACGAUCCAGAGCCUCAAGUUGCUACUGAAGUAGUUAGGCCUGUAUUGAGCGCUAGAAGGCCGCCUGAAGAUGAGAUUACACCGCCAGACCAGUCGAACCAUGUUAUAUCAAAUAUUGUCAUGGGAGUUAGUACGUUGGUCAACGUAGCUUCAACUGCUACGACAAUUGGUUUCGAAAUCGCUAAGUGGUCUACUCGUUUUGGUCUAAUGGCCUCUAGGACGGUUGUGAACGGAAUUGGCGAAAUCACAGGACUCACACCGAUAUCUACUAUUGUGUCUGGGUCUCUCGACGUUGCUGAAUUCUUUGCCAUAGCUGGAAUCACUACUGGACAAACUGUAACUAGUGUUUCGUUGCGAGCAGCUAGUGAUUCUCUUUCUACGAUUGAUACUUUGUUUGGAAGUGGUGAAACAGGCAAAGCUGUGGCCGAAUUUGCUAGAUUAGUGAAGCGUGAAAUGGGUAGAGAUGAUGGAAUGGGAACGCCCAUCAAUGACCUCAACAUAUUCGAGAUUUUAAAGUCACUUACAACGUGGGUUAGUUUGCAAUAUCUGACGCGUCAAGUUUGGGAAGAAACGGCAAUAAGUGGAUGCAAACAGAUAUUUGCUAGUCCAAUUAUCGAAGAGCUCAUGGACGAAGAUGAAGAAUACCAAGAUGCAGCCGACACCCACGACAACGCCAACGCCAAUGGUAAUAGUGAUCGCAAUCUGCCGAAUAAUGAUGACGUUGUGCUGGUCGCUUCAGAAGGAGACGUCAGUCAGGGUAUAGUGGGUGAUAUAAAAGACGCAGGCUCAGAACCGAAAUCAUCCUGGACAAUCCCAACAGAAAACAAUUCCUUCAACCUCCAAUUACUAUUAAAAGACAUCAAACGAGCAUCACGGUAUUCUAUAGGAACAUAUGGCACCACGAUUGUAAACUUCCUUGUAGAUGGUGUCCUGCCAGUACCAUCAAUACCAUGGGAGUCGUGGCUCCGAAACGAGCAAACCACACAAUCUUGGUUACGAAACGAGCAAAUCAGUAACCAAAUCCACCGAAAUCAUGACACGCUCGCCACCUUGGCAGAUGUCCCCGUAGCGUCUAUUAUCUCAUCUUCAUAUGAUAAUCGACAUGCUGUAAACUCUGGCCGAUAUCAUCCAACAUUCUAUGUUAUCGUCGACCAUCCUCAUAAACAGGUAGUACUAGCUCUACGAGGAACGUUGUCGAUACAUGAUUUGAUGGUUGAUUUGACGUGUGAUUUCGAGACUGUGAAGCUUCCAGCAGGUCAAGAAGCUAGAGUCCAUGGUGGAAUGUGGAAGGCUGCUAAAGCUCUCUCACAACCUCGAACUCGUGUAUAUGAAUCUAUAAAGAAGGCGCUGCAAGAGUUGCCUGGAUACUCUCUUCUGAUAACAGGUCAUUCGCUGGGAGCUUCACUUGGAGCAUUACUCACAAUGCAGUGGGGUGACGCCAAUACUGGCACGAUACAUGAGCUGUCUGGACUUCCUGUUGGUCGAACGAUACAAUGUUUUGCUUUUGCAUGUCCUCAGGUGGUCGAUAAAGCAACAAGCAAACUCCUACAAUCCAUAAUCCUCUCCGUCGUAAUAGACGACGACAUAAUCCCACGCCUCUCGCUCGGCUCAGUUCGAGAUCUCAAAAACGUCGUUAUCUGGAUGCACAACAACUCUGAUCUAACCGUCGGUCUGACUCGCCGAGCAAUCGCAAUAGCAACAUCUUCACACCCGGAAAUCCAACCGUCAGAAUCCCAAAUUGACGCUGGUCUACGCUACGAGAUUGAAAAUGCUUGCCUGAAUAACGAAAAGUUAUAUCCCGCUGGACGUGUGUUGUGGUUGAUGACAGGAAGGAUUUAUGAAGUGGUAGAUUUAGAAGCUGUGUUUGGGUGUCUUGUGUUUAGUAGUGGGUCUGCUGGGAAGCAUCUUCCUCAUGUGUAUGAACGGGCUAUAAGCUCAUUGUAA